Molecule: messenger RNA, 2539 nt
Organism: Seminavis robusta
Lineage: Eukaryota; Bacillariophyta; Bacillariophyceae; Naviculales; Naviculaceae
Source: the annotation of a GenBank genome assembly
AGAAAUCCAAUUGACUUGAACAUUCGAAGAUGGUCAAUGAAGAAUGCCCUCGUCCUGUAAUACUCUAGCUAGCUCGAGAAGUGAAGUAAAGCUGACCAUCACCAAACGCCACAUACGGCCACAAGAACCAAGGGGCAACCUGUCGGUACGGUAUGCUGGAACAAUCACAGGAGUUCAACUACGCAAAGUGAUUGAUCGAGCCACACAUGAACGGCAACAGAAAAGAUCUUGAGAACUGGGACAUCAAAGGGUUCCAGUUUCGAGAGUUGAUCCACGAGGGGACAUUUAUAUACAUUUACAGAGCGUUCCAACACAGUCUGAGCCGCUACGUGGCAGUUUACACACUCUCCCCGAGCACUCGCCACGACCGGGAUUGUCAACGAGCCAUUGAACGGGCCGCCGAAAUCCAAUCCAAGUACGAGCACCCCAACAUUGUCCCUGUGGUGGACUGUGGCCAUCACCAAGGCGUACCAUACAUUGUCACACAAUGGAUGUCGGGGGGCUUGCUGCGAGAUUACCUGUGGCAGAAACAACAGGGAGGGCAAGAACACUUGUCGCCUCAGGAAAUGGCUGGAAUUAUCAAGCAGAUUGCAAGUGCUCUACACCAAUUGCAUGUCCAGGGAGAAAUACAGGGCGACCCAUGCACGAGCAACAUUGCAAUGGAUCGUUGGGGAAAUGCAUACAUAUCUGAUUUCAUGAAGCGUGCCUUUGAUGAGACGUACCCCACUGGAAAUGGUCAGCUUCAUGGAAUGCCCUCGUACAUGGCUCCCGAGCGAUGGCGUCACAGACCUUCCAACGCGCUGACGGACCAGUAUGCCUUGGGAGUGAUUGCCUAUGAGGUUGUUACCGGGAGGACCCCUUUUGAGGAUGCCCAGUCCUCAGAAGAACUACGAAACUUGCAUUUUUCCAGACCAAUCCCAUCUCCACAGCUGUUCCGGUCCACUCUAUCGGACAGCGUGUCUGCCGUCCUGGAAAAGGCAUUGGCCAAAAAUCCUACCCAACGAUACUCGACAACACUCUCCUUUGCGCUGGCAUUUGAAAAUGCCAUUAUGGAUACCCCCACAGAGAUUUUCAUUUCCUACAGCCGAAAGGAUUCUUCCUACAAGAACAAACUCAAGGCGGAUCUUGUGGCGAACGGAUUUCAAGUGUGGACGGACGAGCAAAUUGCACACGGAGAACAAUGGUUCAACGAAAUCAACGAGGCAAUACGUCACUGUGCUGCCGUGAUUGUCCUAAUGACAACGAGUGCCGAAUUAUCGGAAUGGGUUCAAAAGGAAGUUCUGCUUGCUAAGCGGUACCGCAAGGCGAUCUUUCCCAUUCUGCUGGAUGGAUCGGAAUUCCCAAUAUUGAUUGACACACAAUUUGAAGACGCAAGGGAUACUCAUUCCAUGCCAAGUCCCGAUUUCUAUCGUCGUCUUUCUCAAAAGGUGUAUGGGACGUGUGAUGAGAUGGCUGCCCGGGGAACGUCGUGAUCAUGCUACUGAACGCCCAAACAACGACCGUACGUCUUGACAAAGAGGUCCAGCAAAUAAGUAGACGACAUCGGUCCACGAUACCGGUAUCCAGCGUUUGAGAGCCAGAUCUUCAGCACGAUCUCCGCUGGGUAACUGAUGAUUGAAUGAUUCGAUGCCACCGUUGUCAAAGUUCCAGAAAAGUGAGGCUGUGUAUAGUCGGAUCGAACAAAUGGUCCUUGGCAGGGUGGCACCGGUUCAACCGCUCUGACGAUGGGAGACCAUGUACUUCAAGAGGACGUGAUACAGCGUACAGCUGCGCUGAGAUCGCGCUCUUCCACUUUGACUGACUAAUAUGAAACUACGGGCGCCUUCAUGUCGAUCCAUCGAGCGAUGGUUGGCUUUGUCUAUCCUGCUUGACUUCGUACUGGCGGAGAAGAUCAGGGGAAAGCUGUCUAGCUAAAGGACGGAGAAGCAGUGAAUCUGGAUGUCACUGCAUUGUGUCGUACCAAAUACAUAUAGGGUUGAACUCUAGUACUCAUGAUGCCAAAUUGUUUGAACACUGCAGUCGACACUCUGUUUUGUGCCACUGAAAAAGCAGGCCGUCCGGUGCUGGCUAUGGACGUGUAGUAGUCUCUGCGGGCGAUCAUAGAUGAUGUUGCUGCCAGCUAGGUUCCCGAACCCGUGGCUCGGGGUGCAUCCGGCCCUGUUCUGACAUCAAACAGGCAGUGCAGAUUUGGCACUGCUGGCAUGGCAACGGGGAGAACCAUCAGCUCCCUUGAAUGAUCUUGUGUUGUGUUGCAAGUGUACUUGUGGGAAGGAAAAUCAAUCCUGAUCCUCCUUUUCCUUCAGAUCCAACUCCAUGUAGAUUGAUUCAUGCCCCAGCCACGUCCAACGAGGAUAGAGUGUUUUGUAGCCACGUUGCAACCAGAAUGGUUUUGACUUGACAUUUCCCACGAGAAUUCGAAUGGAUGAAGCUCCCAUCUCACGAGCCUUGGCUUCCGCCUUGGAUGCUAACCGAUCCCCCCAUCCCAGACGUCGAAUGGAAGGGGCAAUCGUCAAGUGACUGAUCCAAAAUCUCCAUUCAC